AUGACCGAAGCUAUACAUCGCCUCUAUGAAGCGUCCAAGAUCGGCAACUCUCACUAUCUCGGUCUACUUGAGGAACCUAACAGACCGGUCACUACGUUUGCCAUAUUGGAGGCGCUCGGUUUGAUCAAACUGGGGUCUGAUAAGGCGGCAUUGAUACAGGAUAUCUUAGCCACCGACGUCGCAAGGGACAGGGAGCUGACAGCUAAUAUCGCUCAAUGUCGGCCCCUUCCAUGGAACCAGGUGUUGGAAUCUCCUUUAAACGCUCCCGAUUACACAUAUGAGCAACCAGAACCUUUGACAACCACAGCGCCAUCUGAGAUCAAAGGGCAACAAACAAAGAUGGAAUUUUAUCCACUCUAUGAACUCCAACAACCUGACGAGUAUGCGGAGACUCAGGCCUUCGUCGAGCCUUCUGGGUAUCCAGAUAUCUUUCUAAAUGAAAGUUUCUGGCAAAUACCCACGAAUUCAGAGAUGGAAUGGGCAAAUGAAUCCCAGCACUUCUUUCAGGAUCAGAGUUACGUCUGCAGCUAUAUAUGUCCUCCGCCAUCUGCUUGUCCAUGUUUGGAUAUGGAGAUCUAG
Molecule: messenger RNA, 579 nt
Organism: Cladophialophora immunda
Lineage: Eukaryota; Fungi; Ascomycota; Eurotiomycetes; Chaetothyriales; Herpotrichiellaceae
Exons: 1
Coding region: 1-579 (192 amino acids)
Source: RefSeq, a predicted model, not a curated record